AUGGCUUCGGUAGAAGUAGACAUUUCCAACUCAGAGCAAGACUUUACAAGUUCAGAGCUUCAGUCUGUCUCCACUACCUCUAGCACGACAGAUGUAGCAUCUCUACUUAGAAGCACUACUUUACAUUCUGCUGCCACUCAGCUCUUGAUUUCAGAUCAAGACUACAUCACGCUGGCUGUUAUCUACUCUGUACUUUGCUCUCUCAUCACUUUUUCUGGCUGUUUUGGUAACGCCGUCACCAUAGUGACCUAUUUCUCCAUGAAGUUGAAAGAUGGCGUCAUGAUCUCGUUCUUGUGUUUGGCCAUCUCAGACCUUCUCUACGGCGUCACCAUUCUCGCUCAUCUCGUCUCGGUCGGACUUAGCGUGCUUGAGCUAAGGAGCUCUUUCAGCGUCUGGUUUCCGAUUGACCCUUUCGGCAUUUACGUCUUUUUCUCUGACAUCGGAGUUUUAAUUUAUUUAAUAACUGUCUUAGCUACAACCUUCAUAGCUAUCAUCCGGUGCUUGUGUGUGGCCAAGCCUCUCCAGUUCCAAAAUAUUCUAACCAAGAGGAGGUCCAUUGUCUGCGCGGUAGCUUUCAGCAUCGUGGCCGUAGCCAGCUACCUCCCGAUCCUCGUUCACAUGAAGAUGGAACGAUCAUUCGACGCCAACAUCAACGCCACCAGAUACAGACUUCGGAUAUCUCCGCAGCGGGAAGUAAUCAAAACGGCGAUCUGGAUUCCGAGGGAUGUCCUCGUUACUCUCACCACGGAAAUCAUCGUCAUCGUCUGCGUCGUCAUCAUGAUGAAAACCUUGAGAUCAGCUGCAAAAUUUCGUAACAGUGCUGCGAAGUAUUCCGUUCAACCUUUGACCCAAGUAGGCGGAGUUCAGGGUCAACCUACAAUAGGUCAGGUGAAAAGUGAUCUAAAAAAUAACACCAAACAUGUUGACGCUCAGUCUAAUAAACUAACCUCCAAAGACUUUUCAGUCGUCCGCCAGGUGGUGCUUAUCUCCAUCGUCUAUAUCGUUUGCAACAUGCCAAAGGUUUUUAUUAACGUUGCCGUCUUAUUCGUGCCGGAUUUGGCUCUUGGGAAGCCCUAUCAAAAUGUUUAUUUUACUAUCAUUGGUAUCAUGGAGCUCUUCCAAGCUUUUAAUUCCAGUUUCAAUAUUUUCAUUUACUUUAAAUACAACUCCAAGUUUAGAAAACAUUUGUGUUUAAGCAAGAUCAAAACUUAA
Biomphalaria glabrata is the source of this 1212-nucleotide messenger RNA. RefSeq names its product type-1 angiotensin II receptor B-like. The record is from RefSeq and is a predicted model, not a curated record. The coding region runs from base 1 to 1212 and encodes 403 amino acids. Gene Ontology annotation, biological process: G protein-coupled receptor signaling pathway. Gene Ontology annotation, cellular component: membrane. Lineage: Eukaryota; Metazoa; Mollusca; Gastropoda; Planorbidae. Gene Ontology annotation, molecular function: G protein-coupled receptor activity. The transcript has a single exon.